Messenger RNA from Mesorhabditis spiculigera, 1191 nucleotides. The record is from the annotation of a GenBank genome assembly. NCBI's taxonomy places the organism in Eukaryota, Metazoa, Nematoda, Chromadorea, Rhabditida, Rhabditidae.
AUGGCUUCCAAGAAAAUAAUAAAAACUCAAACAAAUCUUGGGGGCAGUAGUCGAACGAUCGAACAUCAAGACCCGAAGAAAUCGAUCGAGGAUCUUUUCACGAAUCGAUUUGUCAAGAAGCCAAAUAAGCCUCAACUCCCAGCGGCAUUUUAUCAACAACCUACCAAUAGAGGCAGGGGAUCUGCUGGACAUUCCCCAGUGGGUUCGUCGGAUGAUGGGUUCAAGUCAAAUAGCCAAUUGACGCUCAGCCCUCAAUCAUCAACAUCACCAGGGGGUUCUGCCCCGGAAUUGGUGAAUUCUCUGUAUUCUGCCCCGUCAUCCUCCUCUCAUAUCCCUCAACCGGGUAUCCCACGGCCAAUGCAUAAACCCAGCUACAGUAUGAGUGAAGUGUCCCACGAAAUCCCGUCAUAUCACUCCCGAUCUUUAUCGACUGAUGCCACGCAUCAUCAAAUGGAACCCCGUCUGGGUGCAGCGUGUUCCCCCUUUGGCGGUCCUCCCCAGGCCCCAGCGACGUCAUGGCGUUCUGAUCCUCAAAUAGUGGGUGGAUGUGGUGGUGAUGAUGGAUUGUCAUCUUCGCAUGGCCCUCAACCAGCUCUUCCCCCUCCACAACAAACCACUUCAUUCCCUCCAUAUCAACAUCAACAGCCACAGCAACAUCCCGUCCAUCCACCUCCAUUCGGCCAUCAAACUGAUCCAAAAGACGGCCUGGGUCCACUUCCGCCAGGUUGGACAUUUGGAGAUGAUGGGAAUGGUUGUCGAUAUUACAUCGAUCAUUCAAGACAAUUCACAACCUGGGAGGAUCCGAGACUUAAUCCUGCCGCCCUCGACCAUCGACAAAAUCCAUACGGGUACCCGCCACAGAUGCCGCAAAAUCAGCGACUGAUGGGAGAAUACAGUUCGGCCAACGUGCAACAACUCGAGGCAGAGAAAUCAGCAAUGAGAGCGAGACAAGAAAGUCUCAUGAGAGCCGGACUUCUCGAUCCGCCACAAAUGAUGGCUGGACAUGAACAAUAUCAACAAUAUCCUCAUCAUCAACCCGCACUACACCAUGUACCACCCCAUCAGCGUCAAAUCUCCGCGGAUUCGGCUUUACCGGAUAAUAUGGAUGCUAUGGAUUUCACAUCGUAUGGAUUGGGAAUGGACAUCAAUCCACAAGAAUUCGACAAAUACCUUCACAUCAGUGGAAAUCGU